Eruca vesicaria subsp. sativa (arugula) is the source of this 582-nucleotide messenger RNA. Lineage: Eukaryota; Viridiplantae; Streptophyta; Magnoliopsida; Brassicales; Brassicaceae. The record is from the annotation of a GenBank genome assembly.
AUGGCAGCUGAUGCUGACUUCCAGAGUGAUUCUUGGAUGUCUAGGAAACUCGCUUAUUUGAGCCCUGGCCUGUUAUACAACUGUUUCGUCGUGUCUUUCAUCACUAUGACCACUGCAAUGAGGAUAGAUAUAGGAGAUGUCGAUAUCAGGAGAUUUGGCCGAGUCGUGCAGCUGCUUUUCUUUCUAGAUGAUGAUGCCUUUGCUCUUCUUUCCAUCAGCGUAUAUGUGUCCACCCUCUUAGUUCUUAUGCCAGUUUGGAUUGGAUGGGUUGUAUUAGCAAUUGUUGGAAACAACUUUCUGUCUGGAAACUCUCCUGUUAUGCUUGGAUACAUGGUGAUGCUGUCAACUUGCUUUGCUUACUUCACUCUCCCUCUAAUCCCAUUCCCAGCCAUAGUCCGGUGGUUUUCUCUGGGAGUUCACUUCAUAGCACUGAAACUGCCAUGUCUUUUUGUGGGUUUCCUCAGUAAAAUCCUGCAAAACCCUUCAAAGUCAAACCUCAUUUCCAGUCAUAGUCCAGUGGGUUUCUUUGGGAUUUCACUACAUAGCAGUGAUAUUGCCACCUCUCUUGUGGAUUCUCAUUAA